CUUGUUUGGUCCUCUUAUCCAAACAAAACCAUUUGGCAAUGAGGGACUGAGACCAUCGUACAUUCACUUCCCCUAACAAUGUCUCUCCUCCUCCUCUUCACUCCUCUCCCUUCUCUCUUCUCUUCUUCCUUUUCUUCGUCUUCUAACUUCCCCGUAAUUGCUUCACCGAUUUCCAGGUUGCGCAUAAAACCCAACGAAGAGCAAUCAAAAUCUCGGAAUGGAGUGUGCAGCCUUGGCGUCCCCUUCUUAGCCGACAAAAGAGGUGCACUGACCGUGAAAGCCUCCUCCGACGUCGAUGGAGCGGCUCCGACGGAUGGCAGCCAGUCUCCGGAGGUGGAGGCGGUUCCGGUUGAGAAUUUGCCGUUGGAGUCAAAGAUGCAGCAAAGGAUGGAACAGAAGAUGAAAAUGAAACUGGCGAAGAAGGUCAGACUCCGUAGAAAGCGGCUCCUUCGCAAGCGUAAAAUGAGGAAGAAGGGGCGAUGGCCGCCUUCGAAGAUGAAGAAGUUGAAGAACGUCUGACCCUCGUCGCAACGUGGCUUCUGGUUUGUAUUUGUUCACAUUUUUAUGCCCAUCGUUUUUCUCCUAAUUCUUGAUCCUGACGACCUUUACUGUUUAAAUUUCAUAAAGCUAUUUACCAUUUGCCA
Messenger RNA from Carica papaya (papaya), 644 nucleotides. RefSeq names its product plastid-specific 50S ribosomal protein 5 (gene PSRP5). Gene Ontology annotation, cellular component: chloroplast thylakoid membrane. Gene Ontology annotation, biological process: plastid translation. NCBI's taxonomy places the organism in Eukaryota, Viridiplantae, Streptophyta, Magnoliopsida, Brassicales, Caricaceae. The record is from RefSeq and is a predicted model, not a curated record.